AUGCCUUCUAUAUCUCCAAAUGUACUUGCAUCAUUGCAAUCUCAAACAAAGAAUAUUAGAAAUAUUUGUGUUUUGGCUCAUGUAGAUCAUGGCAAGACAACAUUAUCAGAUUGUUUAAUUUCAUCAAAUGGUAUUAUAUCACCACAGAUGGCAGGUAAAUUAAGAUACCUUGAUUUCUUGGAAGCAGAACAAGAACGUAUGAUUACAAUGAAGGCAAGUUCCAUUUCAUUGUUGUAUCAACAAUUACAAGAUGGUCAACCAUCCAACUAUUUGAUCAAUCUCAUAGAUUCACCGGGACAUGUAGAUUUCUCGUCAGAGGUGUCUACAGCCGUACGUAUUACAGAUGGUGCUUUGGUAUUGGUUGAUUGUAUCGAAGGUGUUUGUAUCCAGACACACGCCGUUCUCAGACAAGCCUACCAAGAAAAGGUUAGACCAUGUUUGGUCAUAAACAAGAUUGAUCGUCUUGUCACAGAGUUGAGUAUGACUCCACGAGAAGCAUACCAACACAUCAAAAAGGUGAUUGAACAAGUCAACGCCAUCACUGGAACACUAUUGUCAGAGGAAGUACUCCUCAAGGAAUUCUCAAUCAAUGAAAAAUUGGAUAUCAACAAGUCAUCAUCGGUUGAAUCGACUCAAGAAGAAGACGAUUCAGUUCAAGAUCUUGAAGAUCUAAAGGAAAUUGGUUCGGAUUAUUAUUUUUCACCUGAUAAAGGAAAUGUAGCCUUUACUACUGCUUUUGAUAGUUGGGGUUUUACAAUUAAACAAUUUGUUGAUCUUUGUCAUAAAAAGACUGGAAUUAAAAAAGAAAUAUUAUCAAAAACAUUAUGGGGAGAUUAUUAUUAUCAUCCAAAAGAAAAGAAAAUUUAUAAAUCGCCAAGAGGUAACCUUACACCAAUGUUUGUUACUUUUAUUUUAAAUUCAAUUUGGGAAGUUUAUAAAACUGUUUCAAAUGAUUAUAUUGAUAGAGAAAGAUUAGAUAAAAUUAUAGCAAUGUUGGGAUUAAAAGUACAUCAAAGAGAUUUGGCAUCAAAAGAACCAAAAAUUGUGUUGAGUGCAGUAUUACAAUCAUGGUUACCAUUGUCAGAUGCAGUUUUGGCAAUGGUAGUUGAAAAGCUACCAAAUCCAAUCGAUGGUCAGGCAUUGAGAAUGGACAAGAUUUUUAAACCAAUCGAUUCAAAGGUCUCGUCACCAGAGGAAGGUGAGAUUAAACAAAAGCAAAAGGAAAUGAUCGAACAAACCAAACAAUGUAAUCCUAGUCAUGAUAUCGAUGUGGUUUCCUAUGUCGCCAAGGUAUUUGUCAAUGGUGACAAGGGUGUAACUGCUGCUGUUCAUAGACCUGUUCCACCAAGACGUGUACAACCUUCUGCUGUUCCAAAACAACAACCAACUACUACUGAAGGAACUUCAUCAGAUUCAACCUCAACAACUACUACUACAACUACUACACCAACUCCUGCACCUGCACCAACACCAAUGAUUAGACAACCAUUGAUACUUAGACAACCAAUUCAACAACAAGAAAAAGAUACAGAUGAUUUUAUUGCAGUGGUUAGAGUAUUUAGUGGAACGUUGAGAAAAGGACAAAAGGUGUUUGUUAUGGGUCCAAGAUUCGACCCAAUGAAUCCAACACAUGACGUACAAGAGAUUGAAAUCACACGACUCUAUUUAUUGAUGGGUCGUAGUUUGGAGCCAAUUGACGAGGUUCCAGCUGGUAAUGUGUGUGGUGUUGGUGGUGGUAUUGGUAGUCUUGUGUUAAAGAGUGCCACUAUUUCAACCUCUCUCAAAUGUCCUUCGAUUGCAAACAUGAUGUUUGUGUCAUCACCAAUCGUAAAGGUUGCAGUCGAGCCAGAAAACAUUAGUGAUAUGCCAAAGUUGGUACAGGGUCUCAAGAUGCUCAAUCAGGCCGAUCCACUUGUCGAAGUGUAUGUACAGGAAUCUGGUGAACACGUUAUUGUGGCUAGUGGAGAGUUGCAUCUUGAGAGAUGUAUUAGCGAUCUCAAAGAUUCAUUUGCCAAGAUCAAUGUCAUUGUCUCUUCACCCAUCGUCCCAUUCAGAGAGACUAUUGUCGAAGUUGACCCUAUCAAGGGUGCAGCCUCGCCGCCACAAGCAGAGGUCAUUCGACAAAUGACAGCCAAUAGAAUGGUGCGAGUCUACAUCAAGGCUGUUCCAUUGCCCAAGAACAUUAGCAUCUUUUUGGAACAACACUCGACUGUCAUGCGUGACCUUUUCCUCGGUGGCAAGAACAAAGACAAGGAUAUUAACCAAGCAGACAAGCACAGCAAAAAGGAAGCUGCACAAGGCGACAGAGAAGAAUUCCAAAACCAACUCAAAGAAGAGUUUGUCAAGGCCGGUCCCAUCUGGGAGGCAGAGUACAAUCGUAUUUGGGCAUUUGGUCCAAAACACAUUGGUCCAAAUAUUCUAUUGAAUCAUAUUCCAAAUUAUUGUGAAUCUUUUUCAUCUUGGAAACCUGCUCAUCAAAGAGGUAUUCAAUCUUUAAAAAAAUCAAAACUUCAAAAUGAUAAUGAAAAUGAAACUGAUGAAACGACGGAAGAAAAAGAAGAAAUAGAGGAAAAAGAGGAAGAUGAAAAAUCACAAGCAAGUUCACAAAUUAUAAUAGAUCAAGAAGAUAAAUUUAGAAAGAUUUUGGAAUUGGAUAAUAGUAUAGUGAGUGGAUUCCAAUUGGCAACUUAUGCAGGACCACUUUGUGAAGAACCAAUGAUGGGGGUUUGUUUGGUGGUAGAGGAUAUUGAAUUUAUGGAAGGUGACUUUACCGACAAGUAUGGUCCCAUUUCAGGACAACUUAUCAGUACCAUCAAGGAUGCAUGUCGUUCGGCAUUCCAAGCCAAACCACAACGUCUCAUGGAAGCACUCUACUUGUGUGAAGUUCAAGUCAGUAGUAUUGCUCUUGGCAAGAUGUAUUCUGUACUAAGUGGUCGUCGUGCUCAAAUCAUCAAGGAAGGUAUGAAGGAAGGUACACCCAUUUUCUGUAUUCAAGCUCGUCUACCAGUUUCAGAAUCAUUUGGUUUCUCACAACAAACAAUGAUCAAGACAAGUGGUGCCGCAUCGACACAACUCUUUUUCGACAAUUAUUGGGAAAUCAUGGAACAAGAUCCAUUCUUUCAACUUUCCACCGAAGAGGAAUUGGAAGAUCAUGGUUCCAAUAUUGCAUCACUUGGUAAUAAUAUUCCUCGUCAAUUUGUUGAUAAAAUUAGAAAAAGAAAAGGUCUCUUUGUUGAAGAAAAAUUAGUUCAACAUGCUGAAAAACAAAGAACUCUAAGUAAAAAGAAUUAA
Messenger RNA from Cavenderia fasciculata, 3291 nucleotides. RefSeq names its product elongation factor Tu domain-containing protein (gene eftud1). The coding region runs from base 1 to 3291 and encodes 1096 amino acids. The transcript is spliced from 4 exons. The record is from RefSeq and is a predicted model, not a curated record. NCBI's taxonomy places the organism in Eukaryota, Evosea, Eumycetozoa, Acytosteliales, Cavenderiaceae. Gene Ontology annotation, molecular function: GTPase activity; GTP binding; ribosome binding. Gene Ontology annotation, cellular component: ribonucleoprotein complex; cytosol. Gene Ontology annotation, biological process: cytosolic ribosome assembly.